AUGACCGACAUAGCAAGAGCUCAGAUUCGGCCCCGUGCCGUCUUGGGCCUUUUGACAUUCGGCCCAGAUGGAACCCAAUCUUAUGGCAGCCGAAUUACGUCAUUGAGCGCCUUCAACGAAUGUCUCGACUAUUUCCAGUCGCGAGGCUACAACGAAGUUGAUACAGCUCGUACCUACGUCGGCGGACACCAGGAAGGAUGGACUAGGCAAACCAAUUGGCAUGAUCGAAAGCUUGUACUGGCGACGAAGUGGUAUCCGUACAAGCCAGGAGAUCACUCCACGUCUGUCGUCAAAGAGAACUUACUCAAGAGCUUGAGGGAGUUGGGUUCAGACUCGGUCGAUAUAUUCUACUUACAUGCGCCCGAUCGGUCUGUUCCCUUCCAAGAGACGCUCGAAGCUUGCAAUGAGCUGCAUCAACAAGGCAAGUUCAAGCAGUUGGGCUUGAGCAACUACGCAGCCUGGGAGGUCGCCGAAAUCUGGAACAUCGCUGAUCAGCGAGGGUGGAUCAAGCCGACCGUCUAUCAGGCCAUGUACAACUGCUUGACUCGGGCCAUCGAGGAGGAAUUGGUGCCAUGUUGCCGAAAGUACGGUAUCGAUAUCUUGGUUUACAACCCGCUCGCUGGAGGUGUACUCAGUGGAAGGUAUCAGAGCAAGGAGAUCCCUGAUGAUGGUGGCCGGUAUUCGACUAACGAUCCGGUGGUCGGCGCCAUGUACCGUGAGAGAUACUUUAAAGACGCAAACUUUGAGGCGUUGAAGGUUAUCCAACCGGUUGCGGACCGACUCGGAUUGACCCUAUUGGAAGUUGCAUUUCGGUGGCUCGUCCAUCACAGCAAGCUUAAGGUCCAUGAUGGAAAUGACGGAGUGGUGAUUGGUAUCAGUUCUCUAUCUCAAUUGGAGAGUAACCUGACGAAUCUGGAGAAGGGGCCACUGCCGGAUGAGGUACUGGUGGCUCUGGAUCUGGUAUGGGAGAUCACAAAGCCUUCGUGCUCCUUGUACUGGAGAUAG
Molecule: messenger RNA, 1005 nt
Organism: Fusarium vanettenii 77-13-4
Lineage: Eukaryota; Fungi; Ascomycota; Sordariomycetes; Hypocreales; Nectriaceae
Exons: 1
Coding region: 1-1005 (334 amino acids)
Molecular function (GO): oxidoreductase activity
Source: RefSeq, a predicted model, not a curated record